Chlamydomonas reinhardtii is the source of this 2446-nucleotide messenger RNA. RefSeq lists its product as uncharacterized. NCBI's taxonomy places the organism in Eukaryota, Viridiplantae, Chlorophyta, Chlorophyceae, Chlamydomonadales, Chlamydomonadaceae. Bases 367 to 1707 code for a protein of 446 amino acids. The transcript is spliced from 6 exons. The record is from RefSeq and is a predicted model, not a curated record.
CCAGAAGCAGCUCGGCAAAUGGGAGGCCGAAAAUGCGAGCUAACUUGGGUUUUUGCUCGCAAUUGUCGAGCACAUCAAGGCCGUCUGUUGUGAACAGCGCAUUCUCCACUAUAAACACAUCAUACUGCAUUUACUUACGAAUACACAUAAAAUAUCACAGCGUGCUCACAAAAGGACUUCCUGUCACCGCAGCACCUUAGUUGGCUUCACUCGCAAAGCGGCUACGUAAGGCCAAACCCAAGACCACGCUAUCAAGCAUCAUAAUUAUUCGCAACUCAAGGGUCAUUCGCGACACUGCUGACGACGAUAUAAUUUGGGGAGAGCCGUGAGCGCGCUGGUUCGCGUGAGCGUGUUAGCCCCAGCAAAAUGCCUUUAUAUUUUGAGGAGGUAGCUCCUGACCCAAAGGCCAAAAAGGAGAGGGAUGCCAAACAGCAGCGGCCGGCCAUCCUCGUGGAGCGGAAAGGCCCUCCACCAGCGCCCAUGCACCUGGAGAGCCAAGUUAUACCCACGUUGAUUCGGAAGGUUGGCGACUGGAAGACGGGGCGUAUCAGCCAGGCCAUGUGUGAAGCUUACCUCGACCGCCACACGCUAGUGUUCGACCGGGAACUGCUGACCAAGUUGUUCAAGGAAGCUGACUACCAGAAGGAGGGCAGCCUGGACACGCGCGCGCUCACCAUCGCCAUUGCCGGCCGCUUCCCCAAGCGCGAGCACACGCCCGAGUGGCGGCUGCUGACGGCGCUGCUGCUGGGGCUGCCGGAGCUGGUGCUCACGACGGACGCGGAGGUGACCACGCUCCGGACGACGCACGAGCGGCCGGUGGGCGGAGGCACCUACAACAGCGGCAACUUCUGGGACAGCCCGCCGCCGCCGCUGCCGCCUGUGCGGCGACGCACCGGCAGCGGCCGCAGCACCGUGGGCAAGGUGACCGCACACGAGCCGUCGCCAGAGUGGCUGGACACGCUAAACCGCACCGCCGCCGCCGCCUCCAUGUCGGCCGGCGGCUCGCCCUCCGCCUCUAUGGCCGGCUCCUUCGCGGGCGCCGCCAGCCUCAACGCCUCCAUGCUGCGGACCGGCAGCGUGGGCGCCAUGGAUCCGGGCGGUGCCGGCGUUGUGGGCACCACCGGCGGCCUGAAGCAGACAACCCAGAUCGCCGACGAGGCUCGGCUCAACGCGGCGCUGAUGGGCGGCGCCGCCUCCACCUUCGCCACGCAACGCGAGUUCGCGGACUGGUCGCGCGGGUUAGAGGUGAUGCCGCGCCUGGCGGCGGACACGGCAGGGCCGGGGCCGGGGUCAGAGUUUGGCGGCGGCGUGCGCACCGCCACACACUUGGGCUCGCCCAAGGCGCCGGUGCGGGUGUGGGCGGCGCCGCUGCCACCGUCGGCGAUCAGUCUGCCGUCGUCGGCGCUGCGGACGUUGCGCGAGACGGUGCGCAGCACGGCCAGCACCAAACCCGACUUCGUCAAGGGCGUGAAGCCUCUGGACUCCCACGAGCUGGACCUGAAGAAGACGCUGGGCGAGCCGCUGGACGUGGGCAUGAGCCUGGCGCGCGUGGAGCCGGUGCGGGACACCAAGGUCCUCCCCAACGCCGACUAUGUGACGUGGGGCGACUACGCUGCCAACUGCCGCACGGGGCCCACGGGCUGGUACAGCAAACACCCCACCGCGCAGGCGCAGGACACGGGGGAGCACAAGUACCCCUGGUGCUGAGGGGGUGCUGGACGGCUGGCGCAGCAGCGCGCUGGCAGCCUGUGGCGUGCGUGUGCGUGCGUCUGUGUGUGGUGUGGUAAGCUGUGGUGUGGUGUGGUGAAUUGUGUGGUGCUUGACUGCUGGCGCGGCAGAAUGGCGGUGCGUGUGCAGGGGGCGGGGGGUAAUGGCGUGGCGCGGGGCUAUGUGGCCUAUGGGCCAGCAGGUGGCAAGAGCAGUGGGGCAUGGUGGAGCUAGCGGCUGGACCUACGCAAAUAACGCAAUGUGCUGCGGGCGCAGCUUGGGUGGAGUAGCAGUUCUUGAUGGCGACGACACGGGUGCGCACUGGGUGCCGUUCCGGCGUCGGUGCCGGCACAAGGUGGACACCGGAGGCGGCUGGCGGCAGGUCAAGAAUCGUAGGGGUACAGUUGCGUGGCAGGGCCAGUGUCUGGCUGAGUGCUCGUGUUGAGUUGCUUAGCCAAUCCCUGGUCGCAGUGCGUUAGCAGUGCGUGCUGACGCGGUAGCAUGUCUGAGCAUGUGCACAUUGCAGUUAAAAGGGCCAACUGGAAACACCAGUUCCUUCUAGCCAGAUGCCCGGAGUAAGCCCCCUUCCGCUCCUCUCCUGGAGAACAGCCUGGAAGAUGCAACCGCUGCACGCGGGAGCCACGGCGUCACGACAUUCACUAGCGUUACUGCGGGAUUGAGGCAAUCCCGGCAAGCAGGAGAUGGGACUUGAACUCGGAGGUUGUAAAUCUCCUGCACA